AUGGAAGCAUUCGAAUACAAUGCCAGCCCAGCGCGGGUGGUGUUUGGAUUUGGCACCAUCAAACAGCUCCCCAGUGAGAUUGCGCGCCUGAAGGUCUCGUCUCCGCUCCUUUUGUCUACGCCGCAGCAGCUACAGCAAGCCGAUGAUCUGAAGCGCCUACUAGGCGGCCAGGUGGCUGGCAUCUUCUCUGAGGCCACUAUGCACACUCCUAUGCAUAUCACGGAAAAGGCCCUGAAAUAUGCUUCUGAACAGGGGGCCGACAGUGUCGUCUCCAUUGGUGGUGGAAGCACGAUUGGCUUGGGCAAGGCAAUAAGUGUCAAUACUGGCCUACCGCAUAUUUGUAUCCCGACUACAUAUGCAGGAAGUGAGAUGACUCCGAUUCUGGGCGAGACAGCAGACGGCGUGAAGAAAACUAGAACUGAUCCUAGGAUUCUUCCUGGAACUGUUAUAUAUGAUGUGGAUUUCACGAUGUCACUUCCUGUUGGAAUGAGUUCGACGAGUGGCGUAAAUGCCAUUGCUCAUGCAGUCGAGGCGCUGUAUGCGCGCAACGGAAACCCAAUUAUCCGCCUCCUCGCUGUUGAAGGUGUGCGUAGCCUGGCAACUGCGCUACCACAGAUUGUUAAAGACCCGUCCUCUCGAGAUGCCCGCUCACUAGCACUCUACGGCGCCUGGCUCUGUGGGAUGUGCCUGGGUAGCGUCGGCAUGUCUAUCCAUCACAAGCUCUGCCACGCUCUAGGCGGUAGUUUCGAUUUACCCCAUGCCGAAACGCACACUGCUGUUCUCCCACAUGCUAUUUCCUAUAAUGCACCAGCCAUACCAGAGCCUAUGAAGGCACUGGCUGAUGCGCUUCCGGACAGCGAAGGCGAUGCUAUUCGGGGUUUAAAUGUUCUGUUGACGAAAUUGCCUGUAAAAAGAGCGCUGAAGGACUUCGGAAUGAAGGAGGAGGAUAUCGACAAGGCUGCUGAUAUCGCGGUUAGCAACCCGUAUUGGAACCCCCGUGAAAUUCAGAGAGAGCCCAUCCGGGAGUUAAUUAGACGUGUAUGGGCCGGCGAGGAAGCACGCGCCAAUCUGUAG
Messenger RNA from Ophidiomyces ophidiicola, 1074 nucleotides. RefSeq lists its product as uncharacterized. The record is from RefSeq and is a predicted model, not a curated record. Gene Ontology annotation, cellular component: mitochondrion. The transcript is spliced from 2 exons. NCBI's taxonomy places the organism in Eukaryota, Fungi, Ascomycota, Eurotiomycetes, Onygenales, Onygenaceae. Gene Ontology annotation, biological process: protein histidyl modification to diphthamide. Gene Ontology annotation, molecular function: alcohol dehydrogenase (NAD+) activity; 2-(3-amino-3-carboxypropyl)histidine synthase activity; metal ion binding. Bases 1 to 1074 code for a protein of 357 amino acids.